This is a messenger RNA of Peniophora sp. CBMAI 1063, 3303 nucleotides long. The record is from the annotation of a GenBank genome assembly. NCBI's taxonomy places the organism in Eukaryota, Fungi, Basidiomycota, Agaricomycetes, Russulales, Peniophoraceae.
AUGCUCUCACAAUCUAUACAGCGCAACUCUCCAAUCAACUUCGUCAAGAAUUACGACUUCGCGUAUCCGCAACUUAGGGCACACGUCACCUUCACAUGCGUUGCCGGACAUUUGAUGCAUGCUGAGUUUGACUCGGCGCACAGACCGUGGGCAAGUUGCGAUCCCUUUCAACUGUUUGACGCACCUAUCGAGAGGUUCAUCGAGAAGGACAAGAAGGGAAUAGCGUCAAACCUUGAACGCGAAGCCCGUGGCGCCCAAAAACUCAUCAUAUGGACCGACUGCGAUAGAGAAGGAGAAGCCAUCGGCAAGGAAAUAUCCGACAUCUGUCGAAAGGUCAACCCGCGAAUCGUAGUGAAGCGAGCGAGGUUUAGCGCGGUUAUUGCUGCGCAGAUCCAUAACGCUAUGCAACAUCCCGUUGAGCUAGACCUCGCUCAGGCCGCCGCAGUCGACGCGCGCAUUCUGCUGGACCUGCGUAUAGGUGCUGCGUUCACACGUAUGCAAAGUAAGGCUUUAUGGGGCCAGGUAGCACAAUGCAACGAGAAACUCAUUAGCUACGGUCCAUGUCAAUUUCCCACGCUUGGCUUCGUCGUCGCACGUUUCAAUCAGGUUCGCUCCUUCGUGGCAGAGGAAUUCUACUACAUCCACCUCGCACUCACUCGACCUGAUGAUGCAACGCAUGAAGAUGUUGAAACUACCUUUACUUGGCGACGCGGGCACCUUUUUGACCGCGAAGUUGCGCUAGCGAUAUAUGAAGGCGUUCUUGAUGACACGCACGCAAGGGUGAUUGAGGUCAAGAAGAAGGAUGUGAAGAAAUGGAAGCCACUGCCAUUGACCACCGUCGAGCUACAGAAGUCAGGGUCAAGGUUGCUGAAGCUCUCGCCGAAAAAGAUCCUGGACAUAGCUGAAAAGCUCUACCAAGACGGUUUCUUGUCCUACCCACGUACAGAAACGGACCAAUAUGACCCUGCAUUCGACUUCAAGACGUUGAUCGAGAAGCAGACGGCUGACGCGAACUGGGGUGGAUUUGCCGCGCAGCUGAACAACAUCCCCGGCAAGUUUGCGCCGCCACGUCGAGGCAAGCACAACGAUAACGCCCAUCCGCCCAUUCACCCUACCGCGCAUGCGGCGAACCUUACCGGUGAUAAUGCACGUGUGUACGCGUUUGUUACGCGGCGUUUCCUGGGAAGUUGCUCGCUCGAUGCGCUCGGUCAUGAAACGAGCGUCAAGGUCGAGUACGGCGGCGAGGAAUUCACCGCAUCUGGCCUUGUCGUACUCGAGCGCAACUACCUCGAUGUGUAUAUCUACGACAAGUGGGAGGGCAAGCGCGUACCAGAGUUCAGGGAAGGCGAGACAUUUGUUCCCACUGUCUGCGAACUCAAGAUCGGCGAGACAACCAGCCCGAAGUACCUCACGGAAGCGGAUCUUGUCGGGUUGAUGGACAAGAACGGCAUUGGCACGGACGCCACCAUAGCGGACCACAUUGCCAAGGUUAUCGAUCGCGAAUAUGUCGUGCAAAAGAUUGAGGGCGGUACGACAUAUCUUCUUCCCUCGAGACUCGGAAUGGGGCUUGUCGACGGUUACAACUCGAUUGACUUCGACCGAAGCCUGAGCAAGCCGCAACUUCGACGUAUGACCGAGCGUAGUAUGGUCGAAGUGUGCGAAGGCACGAAGACGAAGCACGACAUGCUCAAUGAGUCUAUUGAGCAGUAUCAAGAUAUGUACGUGCGCGCGCAAGCCAACUUCGCGCGAGUCGUCGACAAUGUCAGGCGCUAUCUCGAUGCACCUGCCGCCGGCGCUGGCGGUAAUGCGCGUGGAGGGCGUGGCGGUGGACGUGGUGCACGUGGAGGGCGAGGUGGGCGAGGCGGCGGUGGCGGUGCAGGCCGAGGGAACGGUGGCGGAGGCUCAGAUAACGAUAAUGACGACUUUGGUGGAGGUGAUCCGGCGCCUGCUAGAGGACGUGGGCGAGGAAGGGCGCGAGCACGCGCCGCUGCACCCGCUUCGCGAGGGCGUGCUGCGCCGCCGCCGCCGCCUCCUCCAGCCCCAGCACCCGCCCCUGCGCCUAUCGUCGUCGUCGACGAUGAUGACGAGGACUACUGGGCUGCCAUAGACGACAUGGACACACAACCUGCAGCCGCGCCGAAGCCACCCAAUGCAGCAGCACGCAAACCAUUAUCCGCGAUCGCUCCCAAACCGCCUCCAGUCGCCGCGCCGAAAUCGUCAUCGACCAUCAAGCCACUAUCGACAUACAACCCGCCCGCCGCAUCCUAUGCCAAUCAGAACGCACAAGCGUCUUCGUCACGUCUACCCCCUCCACCUCCACCGGACGCAGGAGAGAACCCGAUCUACUGUAUGUGUGGCAACCCCGCGCGGAUAUUGUCCGUGGUGAAGGAGGGCGACAAUAAGGGCCGUGGGUUUUGGAGGUGUGCGAGGCCGAGGGAUGGGCCCGAGCCACAGUGCGACUUCUUCCAAUGGGCAGACGAGGAUGGCCCGAAGGGAGGGUCGGGCGGUGGUGGACGCAGCACUGGAGGAGGUGGCGGCGGUGGAAGUGCUGCGACAGUGCCAGCCAAACGACGUUUCGGCGACGCGAGCGCGCCCGGCGGUAGAAGAUGCGACUGUGAUCUUACGGCUGUACGCAAGACCACUCAGAAGGAGGGACCCAAUAAAGGGCGUGAUUUCUGGGCUUGUCCUAGCAGCCAGAGCGCGAAGUGCGGGUUCUUUGAGUGGGCAGAUGAGCCGGCCGGUGCAUGGGCAGGUGAUCCUACUGGUGGUGGUGGUGGUGGUGCGGCUGGUAUGGGAGGGACGGGAGGUGGGGGUGGAGGUGAAGGAAGAGCAGGGGGUUGCUUCAAGUGUGGGCAAGAGGGUCAUUGGUCGAAUGCAUGUCCGAACGCUCCGACUGGUGGUGCGGGCGCCGGGCGAAGUCAAGGCGGGGGUGGAACGCAGACGGGGACGUGCUUCAAGUGCGGCGAAGAAGGACACUGGUCCAACGCCUGUCCGAAUCCAGAUGCCGGCGGCGGAGGUGGGUUCAAGCGCAGCAAGACUAUGCCUUCUGCCUCGGGUGCCUCUGCAAGUGCCGAAUGCUUCAAGUGCCACCAAACAGGACACUAUAGCCGCGAUUGCCCGAAUGAAGGUGAGAGCGGUGGUAGUGGGCGCGGACGAGGGCGGGGAAAGGCGCGCGGCACCGCUCGCUCAGGGUCGGGCUCGUUUCCCAAGCGUGGGCGGGGUCGUGGCAAAGGUACGGGGCGGGGUAAGAGCAAGUCGAGCGGCGCAGGGAAGUUCGGCUCGAUGGAGGACUUCUACUUCUGA